Molecule: messenger RNA, 3437 nt
Organism: Volvox carteri f. nagariensis
Lineage: Eukaryota; Viridiplantae; Chlorophyta; Chlorophyceae; Chlamydomonadales; Volvocaceae
Exons: 12
Coding region: 309-2681 (790 amino acids)
Source: RefSeq, a predicted model, not a curated record
UCAACGGCUCAACCUUCGAAGCCAAAAUAUAGGUCAAUACCAACCCAAGUUUCUGCGUUCUGGUCAUAUUCCAUUAUCUAAACAGCUGGGAAUACAUUCGCUUAGGCAGCACUACCAGGGGCCUUCCGCCUCUUUGUUGCUUUAUAAAUUGGCCUGGGGACACCUUUCUUUGUUCUAUUUCAUUGAUCUCCCUCUCACCUCUAGGUGGCCUCAUGGAGUCUGCACCAGGCUAGGGCGGAGGCUUCCCUGUAAACCGCUGAGGACCGCGGAACACUGAGGAGCGCUUCCUUCGGAGCGCGGCUUUAGAAAUGGGUUCCCGACCAGGCUCUGCAACGUCGUUCGCAACUACUGGCUUGCAGCUGCCGUCAAGGCCGCUGUCGGCCAGCAGUGCUGGGUCGAACCGGCUCAGUGGCAAGCCUCUGGGUGCGGAGAAGCUUAUGGCAACGUGCGAGCGCAUAUUCAAAAGCUUCAACCCAGCCCAAGUAACCCUUGACACACAUGUUGACAAUAGUAUUGCAGAGCUGCAGAUAUAUAAUAGCUUCGAUGACAGUUUCAUUAGGCAGGUCAUCUACGGAGCAGUCCGCUACCGGCGGUUGCUCAGUGCUCUCAUGGACUCCUUCUAUCAUUACAACGGAGGCACGGCCUCCCGUGAGGAUGUUGACAUGUACAAGCUGUACAGCUACCUCACCAUCUUCCGGCUGGAAGAGCUCACCUUCAGCAACUUCCAGCGCCUGGUGGACGCUAUGACGCCACAGAAGAUGUACGUGUUGCUCAAGUACAUCUUUGACCCCAAGUAUCUGAAGGAGGUGGUGCGGGAAGACUGGCUUAAGCUGUACGAUAAGGAGUUUGUGGACGAGACCAUUGCUCGGCUGCUAUCAUGGCACUCGGAGAGCUCCGCAAUGCUUUCGAAGCUAGAGUACCGUGUCACGCUCAGCCGAAAGACGGAGGAGGAGAAGGAGACGCUGGGCACCUCGUACGCACCGCGCGCGCCCACGGUGCCGCAGCCCUUCAACCUGACGCAGCAGAAGCCCAAGCCGCUGCCUGUGGAGGACCCUCCUCCACCGCCCAUACGCGCCAGGCCCGCUCCCAAAUCCCGGGAGGGGCCCACGCGGGAGGAGCAGGCGUUGCAGGCUGCGAGGGAAGCUAACCGAGCGCAAGCAGAAAAGAAUGCCAAGGCAGCGCCAUUUAAGCUGCGAGUUUUGGAGCGCCCAACCAACAUCGAGAAGAUCAGGGCAGAGCUGGAGGAGGAACGCACCCAGGAGCUGACGUUCAAGGGAAUAAGAGCAGCCCCGGCGCCGCCACAGCCAAAUGCUCAGGUCAAGUUGAAUGCCGCCGCCAUCCUGCGCGAGGAUGCGCUGUACCGCCGCAAGCAGGCGGAAGAGGCGGAGGCCCUUAAGCGCUACGAGGCAGAGCUCCGAGAUGCCAGCAGCUUCAAGGCCUGGCAGACGGCUAUGAUGGAGCAGGAUGAGGCGGAGCGUGCGGCGUCUGUUGAGCGGCGAAGACUGGAGAUGGCGGCUGCACAGGAAAAUGCAAUUAAGGCUCGGCAGGCGGCAGUGGAAGCCAACCAAGAGCUUGCUCGCGCGGCCAAGGAGGAGGCCAAGCGCCUGGAGGAUGACCUACGCCGCGAGCGUGAGGAGCAGGCACGGCAGAACGCGCAGCGGCGUGAUGCGGUGGUGGAGGCACGGCAGAACGUGCAGGCGGCUGUAGAGAAGAUGUCGCAGGAACGUCGUCUGGCAGCAGAAGAAGAGCGGCGCAAGCAGGCGGAGGACGCGCGGACGCGUGCGGAGGCGGCCGCUAAGGAGAUGGCGGAGCGGCGGGACAUCAUUCUGCAGCUGCGGGCGCUGGAGAAGGUGCCCAAACAGCGCGUCCGGGAGUUCGACCCCACGGAGACGGGUCCAGACUUCGGGCUGCUUGAGACCAUGAGCCUGGUGGAGCUACGUGAGCGGCUAGCCGUCGCGAAGCGGAGACAGCGAGAAGAGGAGGAGAGGCAACGGGCGGACAUUCUGAGACAGAAGCAGGAGCGUGAGUCUGCCCUCAUGGAAAAGGCAGCAAACGUACAGCGCGUGCGGCGGGUGGCAGCGGCGCAGGCGGCGGCUCGUCGGGCUGCAUCAGCUGAGGCAACGGAGCGGAAACAAAGCGAGGCGGCCAAGGCUCGAGAAGCUGAUGUGCUGCAGCUGGCUGAUAAGCUGGAUGCAAAGCGCGCGGCGCUCGCGGCGGAGCGGGCGCGGUUGGCGGCGGAGCAAAAGCGGAUACGUUUCGAGCAGAUGCAAGCGGCGGCGGGUGCGGCGGUGGUGGAAGAAACUAAGUUUCGGGAGCUGCGCGCGGGCGCGCAGCGAGAGGCGCGGGAGAGGCAGGAGGGAAAGCUAGCGAGUGCGACGCUGUACGAGCACACUAAGGCGCGAGCGCAGAACGUCCGAAUGAAGAAUGUGCGACAGGAGCUCAAAGCCAAGGACGACUUCAUGCGUGCGUAUGAUGAAAAGCUGGCGGCCCUGCGGCAGCAGGCUAGCAACGAGAAUUUGGCAGACAUGACCCGGCGCACGGAGAUCGUGUCAACGCAGCGCAAUUUCGAGGCGACGAUUAAGGAACGCACCUCCUCCAGCGCGUACAAGCCUUUUCAGGGCGGUAGCACAUCCAUGCAGGCGCGGCUUCAAGCGCUAGGGCAGGGAAUGGAGCUUGGGUAACACUGUGAUAAUGCGGCGGAGGAUAGACUGAGGAACUUGCUCAGUUUCGUAUAUAGGCGCAUACAUUCGGGCAAGGCGCAUGCGUGCCCCUGAACGGACUAGUAGUAUGGGCGCGUGUGCUUGCAUAGCGUACAAGGGCCCGUGGCUUAGCUCCCGAGCCUGUUGGAGGGCCCAGCUGGGGGCAGGUGGUUAGCUAGGUGUGCGUGCAUCUUUAAUUGGCGGAAACUUCGCGGGUUGUCCACAUCGUGUCCUUUACCUGCGGUGUGGCCCAUUGAGGACCCGGCAGCAGGUCCUCAAUGUAGCCUUGUAGCAUGGGAUUCUCGUUGCGCCGCCAUUAAGAGAUGAGAUGAGGCGAUUGCGGAGCCCAUUGCUCUAGAGUGAAGCCUGAAUGUACAUUUGGCGCCAGCGCUAUACAGUCAUGGGGAUGGUGGAGUCACGGAUGACCUGCGAAUCGGCUCCAGUGGCAACCCUUGCUCCCCGGGGUCCUGACGCGCACGGCAAACCCAGACAGAUGUUAAGAGUGCUGCAGGUGUGUCCCAGCAAGAUGGCAAGGAGCGUGCGAUGAAAGGCUUAUUAAAUGCUUUGGCGGAAGUACCGCCAGUAAUACCGCCAGGGCUGCCGGCUGCUGAUGGAUAGUCCCUUAGGGGGAGUGCACGACAGCGCGCCGGAUUGGGGACUUGGGGUCAAACCUGGGGCAUUGAGCAUUUCAAGCGGAAUCAUGAAUAGGAAUAGGGAGGAGGUCGCUGCCUGGCCGGU